ACGAUGUCCAAACUCCGCAGCUCGUAAGUCCGAUGUUUGUACUUAGUCCUCAGCUGUUUAGAUUUCUCGUUUGACGUUCGUUGUUUCAAUGUUGGUGCGUAUUGUUAACAUCAUCACUUCUGAGUCAUUUUUGUCGCCGAAGAAAUAACGAAAUCCCGUCAUGGUAUUGAACGACGUGGAUACAUUUUGUCGCGAGCUAGAGAAAGCUGAAUUGGAGGCCCCUAGCGGAGUUACCUCAGCACGGACUUAUGCUCAAUUAUUAGCUGUAUACCUCUACCAAAACGAUUUAUGCAACGCGAAGUACCUAUGGAAGCGGAUACCGGCGGACGUGAAGACCGGAAACUCGGAGCUCAAACAGAUAUGGGUUGUCGGCCAGUGCAUGUGGCAACGGGAUUGGUCCGCCGUUCACGCUGCCCUCAACGCGGAGUGGAGCAAAGACGUCUCGGACAUAAUGGCUGCUUUGAAAGAUAACGUACGUGAAAGGGCAGUAAAUUUGGUAUCGAAGGCGUACUCGUCGUUAGGCCUGAACGUGUUCGCGUCGAUGACGGGUUUGCCGCAAGAGGAGGCGCGCAGGGCCGCGAUCGAGAAAGGCUGGUCCAUCGACGGCACGAUGGUGCAGCCGCGCAAGAUUGAGACUGAAGAAUGUAUCCUGGACAACGAGGUCCUGACGGAGGACCAGUUGCGCAAGCUGACGCGGUUCGUGUCGUUCCUGGAGAACUGAUGAGGCCCCUGGGUCGGCCAUCGACGAAGCAGCAACCGCUACCCAUCGCGAGGACCCGAUCGGCAGUACUUUAAACUUAGUUUUACCUCGUAAUCGUAUUAUAUAAAGGAGGAAGUGUGCCUCAAAGGAAGCACCUGUGUCCCUACCCUAAGUAUACCUCGGUCUACCUACGCGUUCUGCCCGUUCGAUCGGAAGAAUCAUUCGAUGAAGCAAGCGCGGAGUCAACAACUCGAUUAAUCAAUAAUCGGCACGCCGCGUGCGAAAGAAGGCGGACUGGCAUUUUCUAGAAAGGGACGCCUUCCACGGGGAGGAAAAUCCAUCGGCACGAUUAACGAGAUCCCAACGGCGUGCGUUUCAUUCAUCAGUGUUCACCACGGCAUCAAUAACUGCUGGAACGAAUUAUAUUCUAUUGUACAAAAAACAGAAUAAUAACUACGGACGCGAUGGCAACCGUCCUCACGCA
Nomia melanderi (Alkali bee) is the source of this 1184-nucleotide messenger RNA. It is a transcript of the gene CSN8, whose product is annotated as COP9 signalosome subunit 8. Lineage: Eukaryota; Metazoa; Arthropoda; Insecta; Hymenoptera; Halictidae. The record is from RefSeq and is a predicted model, not a curated record. Gene Ontology annotation, biological process: COP9 signalosome assembly; protein deneddylation. Gene Ontology annotation, cellular component: COP9 signalosome.